Triticum turgidum subsp. durum (durum wheat) is the source of this 687-nucleotide messenger RNA. The record is from the annotation of a GenBank genome assembly. NCBI's taxonomy places the organism in Eukaryota, Viridiplantae, Streptophyta, Magnoliopsida, Poales, Poaceae.
AUGGAGGUUGCCGCGGCGGGAGAGCCGGCGCCCGCGGGCGAGUGGCUGGAGGAGCGCGGCGUGGACACCGUGUACCUCCCCAGGCUGAUCGCCGGCGUCAUCUCCGGCGCGCUCACCGGCCUCUUCGCUCUCGCUGGAGCAUUGACUGGAGCCGUCACCGGCGCGCUGGCGGGCAGGGCCUCCGACAGCGGCGUUCUCCGGGGAGCUGGACUGGGAGCGAUCGCCGGGGCCGUCCUCUCCAUCGAGGUUCUCGAGGCGUCUCGCGCGUACUGGUGCUCGGACCGGCUCGGCACAUGCUCCAUGGCAGAUUUCAUAGAGCAGCUCCUUCAUGCCCGGUUUGUGCAACAGCAGCUUGGAUCCUCGGCACAUAUGGCGUACCGUUGGCAGCUCAGCAUACCGGAUUUUGGGCACGAUGAUGUGUACGACAUCUUCGGGGACAUUUCAUCGAGGGGGCUUUCGAGGGAGGCACUGGAGAAAUUACCACACUACGUGGUAGCUGAUCAGGUUCAGGCUGAGGCUCAGGGCAAAUCGGGUGAAAACAUGUCUUGCGCCAUCUGUCUACAGGAUAUGGUAGCCGGUGAGACGGCGAGAAGGUUGCCCACUUGCUCCCAUGCUUUUCAUCAGCUCUGCGUGGACAAAUGGCUCAUUAGCCACGGAUCAUGCCCUGUGUGUCGGCAACAUGUGUAA